GUGGUAUUUUCUCUACUAAAUGCUUGAACACGUGUGUUAUUUUAUGCCUUUAUAUUGCUGUAUUUCGUAUAUUUAACAUUUUAACUUAUUAUAUGCCCAUUGCCCACUAUGUUGUGAUAUGGGAUUGCUGUAUUUCGUAUAGCUAACAGUUUGUUUACAGGUAUAUGUUUCCCGUGACUAGCUGUUGUUGUGUAUUUCGUUUUGCAUAUGUCCUGAAAAAGAUAGCACGUAUGUAUGGAAAGUAGACGAGUACUCUUCUUUACUGCAAGUUUUGUAAAAAGAUUAAUUUCUUCAAACCUUUUUACAUUAUCAGCCAAACGUACUGUGUAUCCUUUAGUUCACAGACUCGGUGCAAAUUUAAAUACGAAAGUGCAAAUACAUGAAAUACCUUCUAAGUUAGAAAGGUUACAUGUUGGCAUGGGGGAUGUGCCACAACUGUCAGAAAAUGCAACCAAACCUGUGAUAAUUAAACUACAGAGUCCACUGUUUACAAAUUUGUUUACUGACGAGUUUCGAUUUGUGCAGCACCUUUUUGAGAAAGAAAAUCAUGAGCUUCGCUUUUGUGGGGGUGCAGUUCGGGACCUUUUGUUGGGUAAAGCACCACAUGACCUUGAUUUAGCUACCACUGCCACCCCUACAGAAAUGAUUGAAAUGUUCAGGAAAAACGAUGUACGGCUUAUUUGUGAAAACGGCUGGUCCCAUGGUACAGUGACUUGCAGGGUUGAAGAACAAAAUUUUGAGAUCACGACUUUAAGAAUUGAUCGAGUGACUGAUGGCAGGCGUGCUUUGGUGGAAUACACCAAGGAUUGGUACCUAGAUGCCUCGAGAAGAGACUUGACUUGUAAUUCGUUGUUUCUGACUAUGAGUGGUAAUGUUAUUGAUUAUUUUAAUGGAAUUUCCGAUGUAAAAGACAAAAAAGUUCGUUUUGUUGGUGACCCAGCUUUAAGGAUACAGGAAGACUAUUUAAGGAUUCUUAGAUAUUUUAGAUUUUUCGGCCGUUUGAAAGAAGAACCUGCAAUACCAGAUGAAAGCACAUUACAAGAAAUCACUAAGUAUGGCAGUGGUCUCGGUGGGGUGGCUGGGGAGCGAAAAUGGGUUGAAUUUACCAUGAUACUCAAUGGGAGGCUCUUGGUAUUAAUUAUGAAGAUGAUGUACAGAUGCGGGAUAUUGAAACAGCUGGGUCUUCCGGAGCAAGUUGAUCUGGAGGAGUUUGAAAACGUCUACAACAGAUCGAAACACUUUUCUCCCAACCAUAUGACACUUUUGACUUCCAUUUUGAAAGAUAAAACUGAUUUAGAUCAUUUUAUGUCCGUGAUCAAAUGCUCUAGGUAUGAAUACAAUGUUGCAAAGUUUAUUAUUGAACACCGGGCCCUGUACAGACCUGAUAAAGACAUGAUAUCUGUGUAUGUAGAUUUACUAGUAGACAGCUACAAACAAGAUAAAAAUCUGGUCAACGUUUUCAUGGAGCUUAUGAAGUACAUUGGUCAAGCGGAUAUUAUGGAUUAUUUUACACAUUUUAAUAUACCCACUUUUCCUUUAAAAGGCGGCAUUUUAAAAGAAAGGUUUGGAAUGAAAGGAAAGCCCGUCGGAAUCGCAAUAAAUUUUGCUUUUCAGAAAUGGAAAGAAAGCAGAUACAAAUUAGAUUCUGAAGCUUUGCUACAACUUAUUGAAAACAAUAGAUCUGAUUUUGUCAAAAAAUAACAAAAAUAAAUUCAUGGAAACACUUUUUGUUUUUAAAGUUUACUAUAUAAGUUCUACUUUUUUUAUUUGGUUAGUUUUAAACAGUGCCAUGGUAAAACUAUUUAAACUAAAAAUUAAAAAAGUUUAUACUUCAUACAAAGUUUCAUGUAGUUUAUCAUUAAUAUCUACACUUUAAAAUGUCUUUUAG
Molecule: messenger RNA, 1888 nt
Organism: Ciona intestinalis (vase tunicate)
Lineage: Eukaryota; Metazoa; Chordata; Ascidiacea; Phlebobranchia; Cionidae
Product: CCA tRNA nucleotidyltransferase 1, mitochondrial
Biological process (GO): mitochondrial tRNA 3'-end processing; tRNA 3'-terminal CCA addition
Cellular component (GO): mitochondrion
Molecular function (GO): tRNA binding; nucleotidyltransferase activity
Source: RefSeq, a predicted model, not a curated record